This is a messenger RNA of Manihot esculenta (cassava), 897 nucleotides long. RefSeq lists its product as uncharacterized. Bases 141 to 689 code for a protein of 182 amino acids. The record is from RefSeq and is a predicted model, not a curated record. The transcript has a single exon. NCBI's taxonomy places the organism in Eukaryota, Viridiplantae, Streptophyta, Magnoliopsida, Malpighiales, Euphorbiaceae.
UAUAAGCUUCGCAUAACCUUGCCACCCCACACCACAACCGCAAGUCGUAUUAUACCCUAGCCCGACUCACUGCAACAAAAGCAAAACCCUAACCCUAAUUUAUUUCUGAGUGUGUAUCAAGGUUCCGCUGUUUCAUCGUUAUGGAAGAGCUUAGCAACAAGAAGCGAGCCAGGGAGGAGGAGGCCGAGUUAGAUUUCCCGGAGGUGAAGAAAAUAAGAGAUGAUUUGUUGGGUAUACUUGAUGAGUCGGAUCCUGACCCGACAAUCCAGGAUCUGGACUCUGUCAUGAAAAGUUUUCAAGAGGAGAUAUCUGCCUCCUCUUCCCCAGUCGUUGUAGACCUUACGUCAGAUUCCGGUGAUUCCCAGCCGGAUCUGGGGUACCUUUUAGGAGCUUCUGAUGAUGAGCUUGGGUUACCUCCUUCAUCAACAGCUUCUUCUGGGGAGGAGACUAAAAAUGAAGUUACGGAGUUAGUCCGAGUGGACUCAGCUGAGUCAUCUGGAAAUGAUGGAUUCUGGGGGUUUGAGGAUCAAAUCCCGAGUUACGACUCGUUUGAAUUGGGACUCGUUGAAAACUACAACACAGAGUACGCGGCGUUUGAUGACUCAUUGUUCGAGUAUUCAAAUGUAUGUUUUGUUUCAUCCGAUUUUCCGGAUUAUUCUUGGCGGCUGGGAUCCACGCCGGCUGAGUGAAGGCUUCUAACGGAAGAACUUCCUGCUAACGGUAAUGAGACGAUGCCGUUACCGUCCUUCACGCUUAUUUUUGUAAAAUUUUUUUUCUAUAAUUUUCAGAGGUAAAAAGAAAUAUAUUUAGUGGUAGGAUUGAAAUGAAGAUGCCGGGACUGAGCGAGAAAUUGGUUCGUUUUUUGAUGCUUGGAUUAUACAAGACACUGUUCACGGA